ACGACAUAAACAUUAGGAUAGGCAUCUUUCAGUUGUAUUUAUGCAGCUUGAUAAAGGACAGUAGAUCUAGUUUGUUGCUCAUACUGCCUUGAUUCGGAUGUAAAGUGUACCACUUGGAAAUCAAGGCCAUAUAACGUCUUUUUUUCAACAGAAACGUUCGUCUAUAUCACGGAAAUUUCGCCGAGUUGAUUCGAAUUUUAUUUUGAAAAUUGGACAGGAAGUACCUCAUCGCGUACCCUUUUGUAACAAAAAAUGCAUUAUACCUGCGUUUUUGCAUUUCUAGCAUUGUAGAGAAUUCGGGAAAAGGAAUAUAAGAUGGCGAAAACCAUCCAGGGUGGAAAUGAAUGGACACAGGCUUCCUCAGUGACGGAACCACUGAACCUAUCGAAACCCAAGUCCGACCAGCCGACCGACACGGUAAAGCAAACAUUGAAAUCACUGAUCAAGUCACGGAGAAUUGCAGAAGGAAAGGGCGAUUUGCAUGUUGAUUUUACCGUGGAAAAGUCAAGAUGCGAGCUAACCCCAGAGGAGAAAACAAAGCAGAGGGAAAGGAAAGAACAAAAUAGACGAGCAGCUAUGAGGUGCAGGGAACGUAAAAAAGAAGAACUAAAAUGUUUGCAAAAAGAAGAAAAUUCAUUGAGGCAGCGUCGUCAGAUUUUAAUGGCUAGAGUUGAAAACUUGCUUAUUGAAAAGGAGAAACUUUUGCAGACUAUUCGUUCAACGGGGCAUGUCUCAUCUUGUUCUUGUGCAAAUUCAGAGGGGAGCUGCAUUAACUGCUUGUCUAUCAGUAACACAAGUGUGCAUUCUGAAUCCUCCAGCAGUUCAAAAGAUGGCCCUGAAGCAAUGAUAAUAUCUCCAGACAGCUGUGACAGUGACACAGACAGUGGAAAUGAAGACGAUGAUGAUGACGACGAUGAUGAAGCUGGUCGUCUUUAUAUUGAUACUAGUGCAAGGAAUGACGAUUCGGAGGUUCUUGAUUUGAGUUUUUCAAAGGAGAAAUAUGUCCACAUGGAAUUCACCGACUCUGACAGCCAGCCCUGCAGUUCACAGGAAAGCGUUUCCAGUCAGAAAUUUAGCCUGUACGAAGUGGUCAAGCCAGUAGCGAUAUAUUCCAAUAAACAUAGUGAAGCAUUGAAUAAAUUUUCGGUAUCUAACGUCUUUGAAGUGAAAGAGGAGCCAACAGACAUGGAAGAUUCAGACUAUAUUAUGAGUUCGCAGGAGAGUACCCAUUCACUUUACAGCUCCCAAGACAGCAUUGAUGGAAGCUUUUUGAAGCACGGGGGUCGAACUUGUGAUGUUUCUUGCGACUGACAUUCAGAUAAAAUGUAAAUAAUGAGGGCUUUUUUUGCAUUCAGAUGUAUGAAUUUUGUACAUUUAGGCCCGCAGAAUGAUGCUAAACUAUUUCUAAUCAAAGCUUGUGUUCGUCUCUGGGAAAUGGUCCAAUUUUUCUCAAUUUUUAAAAUCAGAAGAUAAUAACAAUUUUAAAAAAAAAUCCUUGACACAGUCACCUUAUUAUAUAUAUUGUAAAAACAAUAAACAUUUUCCAAACUGA
Molecule: messenger RNA, 1552 nt
Organism: Saccostrea cuccullata (small rock oyster)
Lineage: Eukaryota; Metazoa; Mollusca; Bivalvia; Ostreida; Ostreidae
Exons: 3
Coding region: 316-1311 (331 amino acids)
Biological process (GO): regulation of transcription by RNA polymerase II
Cellular component (GO): nucleus
Molecular function (GO): DNA-binding transcription factor activity, RNA polymerase II-specific; RNA polymerase II cis-regulatory region sequence-specific DNA binding
Source: RefSeq, a predicted model, not a curated record